AUGUUCACCACCGCCCCCUCAGCGCUCUCCACCAUCACCGCGCCGCCGGACCUAUCCGCGAUCUCGGACCCGACGCUGACAGUGCUCUUCAAGUCCCUCAGCAAGCGCGAGGAAGUAACGCGCGUCAAAGCGCUCGAGGGGCUCCUCGACAAGCUCAGCGCUUCCUCCUCCUCCGCGGUCGUCGAAGAGGGCGUUCUGAGCGCAUGGACGCGGCUCUUCCCUCCGCUGUGCAUCGACGCGUCUCCGCGGGUCCGCCGGCUGAGUUUUUCGGUGCUUGGAGCGGUGGGCAGCGCGGCGGGACGGCGGCUGGCACGGCAUAUGUCCGCACUCGUGGGGCCGUGGCUGUGCGGCACGUUCGAUAAUGAUCGGGCUGCGGCGAGGGCGGCGAGCGAUGCUGCAGAGAGCGUGUUUAGGACACCGGAGAAGGUGAGAAGCGCGUGGACGGUUUUUGGGAAAGUGGUGCUGGCGUUUUGUACAGAAACGGUGGCGAGGGAGGAGGUGUGGACGCUGAGUGAUGAGCGCUGGUGCAAUAGCGAGGAUGCGGAGGCGAAGUGGGCUAGGACUACGGCUGUGUGUAUCUUGGCUGUGGCGAGGAUGCUGCGUGAGGGGGAGGGGGUGGGGGAGGGGGAGGGGGAGGUGGACGGGUUUGCGGAGUUUCUGAAGGAGAAAAGGCUUUGGAUGGCCGCGUUUCAUACUGAUGCGUUUUUGAGGAGGGCGGUGUUUCAGCUGCUCCUGGCGGCGCUGGAGAAGCGGCCUGAGUUGGUGCGAGACAAUUUGGACAUGAUCGCGACGGCGGUGGUGGUCAAGGCGGCGGCGCUGAAGAGCCAGGCCGGCAGUGCGGGCGUCUACAUGGAGGCGCUGGAGGCGCUGACGAAACACUUUCCCGAGUGCUGGACCGUCGCCAAGGCGAAGAAGAAGUCGCCGCCGCUGGCGCAGCUCCUGGCGUUCGUCGAGCUCGGCAGCCAUUCCGCCCCGCCGAGUUACUGGGAGCAGCUGACGGCGGUCGUAAGGGUCAUCCCCGAGGACGUGCUGGCCGACAGUGAGAAGACGGCGAAGAGCGUGGCCAACGCAGUACUCGCCGGGAUCAAGGCUGGCCCGGAGCCGCGAUCACAUAUUUUGGCGGCGUGGGGCUGCUUUUUGGACGUGUGCUUGCGGUUCCUCGAGAUGCGGCAGCUCGAGACUUAUAUUGUCGAGGAGCUGCUACUGCCGAUUUAUACGGGGUACCUGGCCGGCGGGAAUAACGGCGAGCGCACUUUCGUCUCGAGGGAGGACGCGGUGGCCGCCGCCGUGUGUGGAAGUGGCCUCGUCAGGCUGCAGCGCGCAAACGCCGACGUCACGGAUAUGCUGCUGGGCCAGAUGUGGGCGAAGGUCGAGGUGUUUGUCGUCGGCAUCGUCAGAGCGGACCAGGAGGUGAAGGUCAAGCGCUGUGCUGAGGCGUGGGUCAAGCUGGUGGUGGGCGUGCUCAAGGCACUGCCAAAUGAUGGCACUGUCUACGCCACGGUGGUGAAGAGUAAUGUUGUCAUACUUGGUGAAUUGAUUAAGUCUCUUGUCGCUACAAAUGGCAAGUCCACAGGUGCAGCGGUGUUUUUCGAAGCGCUGCUGUCGAAAGUCGGCAAGGAAAUUCUGUCUGACGAUUCUGCUCGGCAGCUCGUCAACGAUUUCUUCUCGGACAAGCUGGUGGCGAUAAUUUCACCCGAUACUAUUGAGUCGCUUCUCUCGGCAUUCGUUUCCUACGGUGCUGGAACACCAGAUGGAUUCGAUGAUGCGUGGAAAAAGACGGUGCGAGCGGUUUUGAUGUCGCCGGAGCUAUCCAAGGAGAAGAAAGAGGAUGCGAUCGUUCUGUUGCUCAACUCCGCUGCUUCAGUCGGGCCGGUGCAGGAGCUAGACGGUUACGUGGUCAACAAGAUGCGGGCUGCGCUGCCGGAGCAUGCUGCGGGCGCGUGGAGACUGGUGAAGGAGACGUUGAGGUCCACUAGCAAUGUGAUCACGCAGGACACCACGACAAAGAUAUUGGUCGAGCUCAUGGAGGGCGUGGACCUCGACGCACCACGGGUGCUCGACGCAGUCGCCGGAACAAACCCUCACAGACUUAUGCCGUUCAUCAACUCCGACCACGGGAAGGAGCUGUUAUCGAAGCUUUUGGUACUGGCAAACUCGCCGGAUAGGGCUAUAAGCAGCUCUGCGGCACGACUGCGCAGUGCGAUUGAUGCCGCGGUCGAUAGUGAUGGUGUGGGGAGACUGACUGAUAUCACGGUGGGGAGUAUCUGCAACAGUGUUCUGGAGCCGACCAGUGAGCAUCUGGAUAUCGACUACCUUGCGGCUAAAGCUGCGAGCUUGGUUAAGGGUGUGCCAAAGGAGACGGCGGAUAUGCUCGUAGCGAAGCUGUUAUUUUCGGAGGAGGAGUGGGAGAGCGCUAUUGCACCACAUCCUCGGAAGGUGAACAGUCUUUCGCUGGCGAUUUCAAAUCCGCUGGGUGGAGCUAUUUUCCUCGUGGGCGAUGAUGCUACGGAGAAGGGCGGAGAGGCGUUCUGGGAUUCGGAGGGCUACUCGACGGUUCUGCGGAUGGCACUGUUUUCGACGAAACUGGUCAAGGAGCUUGCGGGGUUUGUCAUCGCCGACGAGGUGAAGUCGCAACUGCUGUAUUACAUCCUCCUGGUCCAGGAGGUGGCAAAGGACAACCUCAGUGUGGCCGGCGCAAAUCAGCUUUGGAAGGACCACGAAAUGGAGCCGGAAAUGCUGGUGUUUACCUCGGCGACGCAGCACUGGGCGCAGGCUGCUCUGGCGGCCGGUGGGGCCCGCGAGAAACUCGUCGAGCGCUUGAUGCAGCGCAGCCGCGGCGCCGAUGCAGCCACGUUCUACGCGGCCCGUGCGCUUUCCAUCGUUCUGGCUGAUCUAACGGAGCGCGAUCAGGUGUUCCGGGAGAUGGCGGUGAGCUGGGUCGACAGCAAUGAUGUGUGGAAGGAUGGCGAUGUCUUCCUGUCCACAGCGAUGCUAGUGGGCUCCUCGACGAUCCUGAUGCCGGCGCGCAAGGAGCGCGUGUUCAUGGGGACUAUCGGGACGCUCCUGGGAGUUUCCUCUGCGAACGCUGCGACGGGCGGAUUGCAGCUGCUGGUGAUGCUUGACGCUGCCCUGCCGAGCGCGGACGAGGGAGCCCCGAAUAUCCCCCAACCGAGGGCUAUGAAUCUGAUCAGACAUCUGCUUUCGUGGCUGGACGAGGGGAAUGACGACAUUGAGCUUACGCCGGGACUCAUCUGUCAGAUUGCGCAGGUCCUGUGUCACGUCUUGCCCAUCGUCAAGAGCAUGUAUGGUGAGCACUGGCAGAGCACGCUGGAGUUUGUGGGGUCGUGUUGGGAGAUCUGUGUUCCCCUGGAGGAGCCGCAUCUACCGAUGGUGUCUGCGACAUUGAGGCUUUUCCAAGUCCUUAAGGGACUCGUCGGCGAGAACGAUGAUCUGGAUGAUGCGUGGGCCGAGAAUAAGGCUGGGUUGUAUUCACGGCUCAUCACUCUCCUGCAGAACUCGGGACGGUCCGAUGCGAUGCACCAGCCAAGGGGAAUCGUCAAUACGCAGAUUGCACGGCAGCUUAGAGAUGUGGAUAUUGCGCAUGUUCCCGACUUUGGGGCGGUGUACCCGCUGCUGGGCACGCAGUCCAGACCGAUUCAGAAAGUGGCGUUCGAUAUCCUCCAUCGGUAUAUUCCCACCACCCAGGAGCAAGUGUCCGUCGACGCGGCGCUGUCCGCCGAUGUGGCUGGGAGCCUACAAUUACCACCGGAGAUCCUGUCGAUGAUCCUUGAAGCCCCCGAGUCACUGGAAGACGAUAUGGAGAUUGGGUUCGCCCGCGAGAUGCCGAUCGCCAUCCGCGGUUACCUGCUCAGCUGGAUUCUCGUCUUCGAUCACUUCGAGAACGCAUCCUUCAAGGUCCGCUCGAUCUACGUGGAAUCCCUCAAAGAAGGCCAAUACAUGACACCACUACUGGACUUCGUCUCCACCACGAUCUUCACCCCCGCGCGCCCCUUCGACGCCUCCAAAGUCUCCAUCCAAACCUACACCGCCGACACGACCGAAAACCCUCUACACGACCUCCGCUGGCUCUGCACGCACCUGUACUACCUUCAGCUCAGCCGUACGCCCUCACUCGUCAAAUCGUGGUGGCUCGACACCUCGCGCAACCGCGGCACUGUUCUCGCAGUCGAGGCGUUCACGGAGAAGUGGAUGUCGCCUUUACUGAUCGACCAAGAGCUCGCCUCGGUCGCGGAGUGGAUCUCGACCCGCGACGAAGACGACGAAGACGGCAUGAAAGUCAAGGUCUCGAAAGUCACGCGCGAGGUCGUCGCCUCGUACCCCGUCGACGACCAGGCGAUGGACAUCCUCAUCCGCCUGCCAAAACUGUUUCCCCUCCGCCAGGUAGAGGUCCAGGGACUCCGCCGCGUCGGAUUGCCAGAGGUCAAGUUUAAGCAGAUGCGCCUCGCCUCGCAGGCCGUCGUCAACUUCCAAAGCGGGAGUAUCACCGACGCCCUGACACUGUUCCGCAAGAACGUGUCGCUGCACUUCCAGGGCGUCAGCGAAUGCGCCAUCUGCUACAGCAUUCUAGCGGUUACCCCAGACCGCUCCCUGCCGAACCGCGCCUGCGCUACCUGCAAGAAUAAAUUCCACUCCACGUGUCUCCUCAAGUGGUUCAAGACUAGCAAUUCGAGUAGUUGUCCGCUUUGUAAGUUGCUCUCUUUCUGA
Tricharina praecox is the source of this 4725-nucleotide messenger RNA. RefSeq lists its product as uncharacterized. NCBI's taxonomy places the organism in Eukaryota, Fungi, Ascomycota, Pezizomycetes, Pezizales, Pyronemataceae. The record is from RefSeq and is a predicted model, not a curated record. Gene Ontology annotation, biological process: rescue of stalled cytosolic ribosome; ribosome-associated ubiquitin-dependent protein catabolic process. The coding region runs from base 1 to 4725 and encodes 1574 amino acids. Gene Ontology annotation, molecular function: ribosomal large subunit binding; zinc ion binding; ubiquitin protein ligase activity. The transcript has 3 exons. Gene Ontology annotation, cellular component: cytosol; RQC complex.